Zea mays is the source of this 1916-nucleotide messenger RNA. RefSeq names its product Dof zinc finger protein DOF2.2. The coding region runs from base 261 to 1424 and encodes 387 amino acids. Gene Ontology annotation, molecular function: DNA binding; DNA-binding transcription factor activity. The record is from RefSeq and is a predicted model, not a curated record. Lineage: Eukaryota; Viridiplantae; Streptophyta; Magnoliopsida; Poales; Poaceae. Gene Ontology annotation, biological process: regulation of DNA-templated transcription. The transcript has 2 exons.
UUCCCUCUCAUCUUUCAUAUUCCCUCUCUCUCAUUGCUUUCUACUCUUCUUCGACUUGGUGGGAUGUGAUUCUCCACCACCUCCGAGCUUGCAAGAGGCGGACUCCACCUCUUUCUUCCUCGCAUGCCUCCUUCUCUUUCCAAACACAAAGCCGCAGCAAAGAAAGUGCAAAUUAUAAAGGAAGAUCAGAAUUCAAAGCAGUCGAAAAGCUGACUAGCUAGAAGAGUAAAGAGAGAGAAGUAUAUUUCAGCAGGACCUCCAUGGUGUUCCCUUCAGUGCCAGUCUACCUAGAUCCACAUCCACCUGAUUGGAAUAACCAGCAGCAAGGUCAGCAGCCGAGGGCGAGUGGGGGAGCCGAUGCACCGCUGUUGCCCGUGGGUCCGAUGGCUGCCACAGCGGCGGCUUCGGAGCCCGGCGGCUUGCCGAGAAGCUCAUCAACGUCCAGUGCCGCCUUGGCCAUGCACGCAAGGCCCAACUCGAUGGCGGAGCGCGCGCGGCUGGCACGAUUACCGAAUCCAGAGCCGGCGCUCAAGUGCCCUCGUUGUGAGUCCACCAACACCAAGUUCUGCUACUACAACAACUACUCCCUCUCCCAGCCCCGCCACUUCUGCAAGACGUGCCGUCGCUACUGGACGCGUGGUGGAUCUCUCCGCAACGUCCCCAUCGGCGGAGGUUGCCGCCGCAACAAGCGCUCGUCCAAGUCCUCCGCCGCCGGGUCUUCCUCCUCCUCAAAGCCGUUCUCCUCGGGUAGGCUGCUCGGUGGUCCAUCAGCUAUGUCGUCCACCACCCAGGGCGCAACCGGUGCGAUCAUCGCUCCAGGUCUUAGCUCUUUCUCCCAUCACUUGCCAUUCUUGGGCUCGAUGCACCCGCCAGGACCCAACCUAGGGCUAGGCUUCUCCGUCGGAUUACCUCUGCUUGGCAUGCAACACCUGGAAAUGGUGGAUCAGUUUCCGGUGGCAAGCGGCGGCGGCACCACCAUCGGUGCAUCUCUAGAGCAGUGGAGAGUGCAGCAGCAGCAGCAACAACAAUUCCCAUUCAUGACUAGGGGAAUACUGGACCUUCCACAACCAUCGACGUACCAACUGGGCUUGGAAGCUAGCCGAGGAGGCAGCGGCUCAGAUGCAGUGGCGUUCACUUUAGGGCAGUCCACGACCAGUGCUGCUACCAUAACGACAAGGCAAGAAGGGUCAGCAAUGAAGAUGGGGGACGAUAGCAAAGGACAAGACGCGAGCUUACAGAAGCAGUACACGGCAGCUCUACACCACGGAUCAGGAUCACACGGUGUUUGGGAUGGGAAUGCUGGUGGCAGCGGCAGUGGUGGUGGUGGUGGCACUGGCAGUGGCAAUUCAAGUUGGCCGAUGAACAUCGUUUCUGCAUUCCAUUCUUCGUCCACCAGCGGUGGCAAUGGCGAUGGCUUAUCGUAGUACUCCAGCUGGGGGUUAGGCCAGUGUCCUAUCAAGAAUAUGAAGAUAUUGGAGAUGCAUGGUUGAGUUUGAGCAAAUGCUAGCUAUAGCUAGGACGAUGGAGGAACAAGAGAUGGUCAAUCAGCCGGCCUAUUCAUCAACUGCUGUUCCUCAUCAGAACUGUAAAAAACACUGCUCUAGCUCAUGAUGGUCACAGGUAGGAGUUUAAAGUAGACCCUUUAAAGUAAGGUUGCUCUUUGGUUAACCCUUUUUCUGCCAUUUGGUUUUGAACUUAAAGGUGUUCCUGCAUUGUAUCCAUAGCGCCACUUUUCUACUUUUCACAAUAUUAUUGUUCACAGGGCCGGGUUAAUUAAUCAAAACUAAUGCACGGGGUAUAUUAUCUGAUAAGCUAAUAGGUAUAUAUAGUAUUUGACAUGGAGACUGAUUAGUUGUUUCAUCUCUCGUACUUGUGUGAAGUUUGCAGAAAUAAAUUAAUGUAUAGUUUGUUGCCAA